AAACAGGACACUGACGGUCUCGCGUAUAUUGGAUCUGGAGAGGACGAUGAUCCUUUCAUAGUUGGCCUCACCUCUGUUGCAAUGAUUGAUAGUUGCGUGAAGUUUGCUACUGGAGAUGGUAACAUUUUGUUCCACGCCGAUGCCACUUUCAAGUUAAGUGACAAUGGUUACCCAGUGAUAACUUGUGGUUUUACGGACCAACGCCGUGCAUAUCAAGUCGGUGCUGUCUUUGUUGUAAGCCGGCGGACUGAGCAUGAGUGCACAGAGUGCUUCAAAGCGCUUGUCGAAUUAGUGCGCAGCUUUCGAGGAGUUUCAUUACGCUGUGAAUUUACGAUGAGCGAUGCGGAGGACGCACAGUUUCUAGCGCUUCAAAACGUUCCGAGUUUUACGAACUCAACCAAGUUAAUGUGUUUCUUUCACGUUCUGUAUAACGUGCGAAAGAGAACACAGCAUCUCCCGAUCGAUGAAAGAAAACUUGUGAUGGCCUCCAUCAUGGACAUGCACUUUUCACGCAGUUUGGUGGAAUACGAAUACAAACGAGAUAUUCGCAUUGCAGAAUGGAAGGAAAAGACUCAACUCGUUGUAUUUCCAGAUUAUUUCGAGCAGCAAUGGCUGAAAGGAAUGUACUGGAGGUGGCAAAUGUUUCACACUCCUGAAGGGUGCGCAACCACAAACAACCCUUGCGAAAACCUGAAUGGCAGUCUAAAGCAUUUUCUCCAGCGUCGUCGUUUUGAUAUGCGGAGACUGUUACUUAAGAUU
Messenger RNA from Phytophthora sojae, 759 nucleotides. RefSeq lists its product as hypothetical. The record is from RefSeq and is a predicted model, not a curated record. The annotation marks the transcript as partial. NCBI's taxonomy places the organism in Eukaryota, Oomycota, Peronosporomycetes, Peronosporales, Peronosporaceae. The transcript has a single exon.